Oryza brachyantha (malo sina) is the source of this 1744-nucleotide messenger RNA. Its product is annotated as phospholipase A1-II 5. Gene Ontology annotation, molecular function: glycerophospholipid phospholipase A1 activity. The transcript has 2 exons. The record is from RefSeq and is a predicted model, not a curated record. Bases 70 to 1443 code for a protein of 457 amino acids. Gene Ontology annotation, biological process: lipid metabolic process. NCBI's taxonomy places the organism in Eukaryota, Viridiplantae, Streptophyta, Magnoliopsida, Poales, Poaceae.
CAUCACCUAAUCUUCUUCUCCUCCUCUUCUCGCGCACCGGUCGUCUCAGCAGCCAGCGCACACACACACAUGGACGCGAGCCAGGGAGUCCUCCUGUCCAGCAACGUCUCCAGGCCGUGGCCGGAGCUGCUCGGCUCGGCGAACUGGGAUGGCCUCCUCGACCCGCUCGACCUUACGCUGCGCCGCCUCAUCCUGCUCUGCGGCGACCUCUGCCAGGUCACCUACGACUCCUUCAACUCCGACUCCCACUCCAAGUACUGCGGCACCUGCCGCUUCUCCAGGGCCACGCUCUUCGCCCGCACGCAGUUCCCGGCGGCCGGCGACCUCUCCGUCGCCGCGAACCUGUACGCCACCUCCCAGGCCACGUCGUUCCCGGGGAGCAUGGUGUACUCGCUCUCGCGCGAGGCGUGGAGCAAGGAGUCCAACUGGAUCGGGUACGUCGCCGUGUCCAACGACGCCGCCGCGGCGGCCGCGGGGCAGCGCGUCAUCUACGUCGUGUGGCGGGGGACCAUCCGGUCGCUGGAAUGGGUCGACGUGCUCAAGCCGGACCUGGUCGACCACGACGGCAUACUGCCGGAGGGGCACCAGGCCCGCGGCCGGUCCCGCGUCAUGAAGGGGUGGUACCUCAUCUACACGUCCACCGACGAGCGCUCGCCCUUCUCCAAGUACAGCGCCCGCGACCAGAUGCUGGCCGCCGUGCGCGAGCUGGUGGCCAGGUAUAGGGACGAGAGCCUCAGCAUCGUCUGCACGGGCCACAGCCUCGGCGCGUCGCUCGCCACGCUCUGCGCGUUCGACAUCGUCGUCAACGGCGUGUCCAAGCUCCGCGACGGCGCGCACGUCCCCGUCGCGGCCGUCGUGUUCGGGAGCCCGCAGAUCGGGAACCCGGAGUUCAAGAAGCAGUUCGAGCAGCAACCCAACCUGCGCGCGCUGCACGUCAGGAACAUGCCCGACCUCAUCCCGCUCUACCCGAGCGGCCUCCUCGGCUACGCCAACGUCGGCCAAGUCCUCGAAGUCGACUCCAAGAAGUCGCCCUACGUGAAGCACGACACCAGCCCCGGCGACUACCACAACCUGCAGGGCAUCCUGCACACGGUGGCCGGCUGGAACGGGAAGAACCGCGAGUUCAAGCUCCAGGUGAACCGCAGCGUCGCGCUGGUGAACAAGUCCAGCGGCUUCCUCAAGGACAGCAAUCUUGUGCCGGAGUCAUGGUGGGUCGAGAGGAACAAGGGCAUGGUGCUCGGCCAAAACGGGGAGUGGCAGCUCGAGGCGCCCGCAGAGGAGAACCUGCCUGUGCCACCGGUCGUGACCGGGAAGAUCGUCGACGACGACGUCGCUGCCAGCCCCACCGCGACCUCGGGCCGUACCAAGGAGGGUAAAGCCGGAGUUGCGAGAGUUGUUGAAGACCACAUCAGAAAAGACUUGAGAGCGGCGGUGUCGAAUUGAUAUGCUCGUGCAAGCAUCUAGGAAUAAACAUUAAUCCUGAAGAUGGCAUUUUUCUCGGCUUCCUUGGAAUAAAGCAAAGUUGUUUUUGCUAUGAAAAUGCACUUCUGUCAUUCUGCUUUCUGCCCUAUGUGCGCCUUGUCGUCCUUAGAUAAAAUUCUGCUUAAUAGACCCAUGUAUUAUUGUCAAGUUCACCACUUUUUCCCCUUCAGAGAAGAGUUCAAAAAUCUUCAGAUAUCUAUAUUAUUGUCACUACCAUGUCAUGUUGGCUAUCAAUAUAUGAUACUGGAAUGAUCUCUCCUGU